This is a messenger RNA of Aspergillus wentii DTO 134E9, 1882 nucleotides long. Its product is annotated as putative MFS transporter. Gene Ontology annotation, cellular component: membrane. Gene Ontology annotation, molecular function: transmembrane transporter activity. The record is from RefSeq and is a predicted model, not a curated record. Gene Ontology annotation, biological process: transmembrane transport. NCBI's taxonomy places the organism in Eukaryota, Fungi, Ascomycota, Eurotiomycetes, Eurotiales, Aspergillaceae. The transcript is spliced from 4 exons. Bases 58 to 1611 code for a protein of 517 amino acids.
CAUGGAUCAGUCAAGUCGGUCAAGCAAACAAGAAAGAAGGAAGAAGAAGAAACCAAGAUGACCAUGGCAGAUAUCGACGAGAAGAUCACCGACGCAGUACACCAAGAAAAAGCACCCAGAAUCACCACCAUCGAUAACUUUCAGGUUCUGGGACUGGAUGGUGACGAUGCGGAUUUUUAUGUUAAUUUUACAGAGGAUAGGCGGAAGGCGUUGAUCAGGAAGAUUGACAUCCGUCUCGUGCCGAUGCUGGCAGUGCUAUAUCUGAUCUCGCAUCUUGAUCGAGCUAAUAUCGGCAACGCCAAGAUCGAAGGCUUAGUUGAUGAUCUUGGGCUCGAUGGGAUUCAGUGGAAUAUUGUGUUGAGUAUUUUUUUCGUUCCGUAUGUUUUACUGGAGGUCCCAAGUAACAUGCUGCUCAAAAACUUCACCCGCCCAUCCAUAUACCUGGGCAUCCUCAUCGUCUGCUGGGGAACUAUCAUGACCAUGACGGGCGUCGUGCAGAACUUUGCCGGCCUAAUGGUCGUCCGCGUGCUACUCGGCGUCUUCGAAGCUGGCUUCUUCCCUGGCGCCGUGUAUCUCUGCACAUUCUGGUACAUGCCCAAAGUCCUCUCCACGCGGCUAGCGAUAUUCUACUGCGCGAGUGCGUUAUCCGGCGCCUUCUCCGGCCUCCUCGCCGCCGCCAUCGCCGAAAUGGACGGUGUAGGUGGGUACGAGGGGUGGAGGUGGAUUUUCAUCCUCGAGGGCAUCGCCACUGUGUGUCUUGGUGUGUCGUGUUUCUUUUUGUUGAUUGACUCACCGCGGUUAUCGACCAAGUGGUUGGAUGCAGAGGAGAUACGGUUUCUGGAGUUGCAGAUGUUUAUCAAGGAGGGGGGGAUGAUGAAGGAGCAGGCGAAGGAGGAUGGGAAGGUGAGAUGGAAGGAUUUGAAGAUGGUGUUUAUGAAUUGGAGGUUGUAUUUGUUGGCGUAUAUUCUGCUAUGUCAGAGUGCUUGUUCAUACGGGACGAAAUUCACUCUUCCUACCAUCACGAAAGCAAUGGGCUUCACCAACACCAACGCCCAGCUGAUGACAGUCCCUCCCUACGUCGCAGGCGCUCUAUCCGCCGUCUUCUUCUCCGUCCUCUCAGACAGAUUCUACUGGCGCAUGCCGUUCGUCGCCGCACCGCUGAUCCUCGUGGCCAUCGGCUACGGCGUGAUCAUCUCCUUCCACGGCGCUCUAUCCGAGAACGUGGGCGGCGCCUUUUUCGCCGUCAUCCUCACCUGCAUGGGCAUCUAUCCCAUCCAUCCGGCCACGACCUCCUGGACAGCGAAUAACAUCGCCCCGUCCAGUCGGCGUGCCAUCGGGCUAGCGUUUAACAUCUGCAUUGGGAAUAUCGGUGGUAUCAUCGGGAGUUAUAUGUACAUUGACUCGGAGAGUCCAAAGUACUAUACUGGCUUUGGACUGAGUCUGGCGUUUGGAGGGAGUGGGUUGAUAGCGGCGUUGAUAUUGGAGACGUCGUAUAUCUGGGGGAAUAAGAGGAAAGAAAGGAUUGGGGAGGACGAGGUGCGAGAGAGGUACAGCGAGGAGCAGUUGUUGGAUAUGGGGGAUAAGUCGCCUUUGUUUAAGUAUACUCUUUGAUACAGCUAUAUAUGAGGUUAUAUACAUGAAUAUGAUGAGUUAUGUUAUUAUUUGACAACAGCAAGUCGACUCCUGACGAAUACAUUCCGAUUAAUAUCCGGAUUAGGGAAUCCCUCUAGCUUCACCUCCUUCCGGAAGAGCAGACAGUAUGUUGACCCACCAUAGUGGAACAUGCCCAACUGGUCUCCCUUGCGAAUAUACUCGCCCUCCUUGACGGUGAUAUCACACGUCGACACUUCUGUCAGCCCAACACCCAGAAAAGCAACCAGCC